Fusarium odoratissimum NRRL 54006 is the source of this 539-nucleotide messenger RNA. RefSeq lists its product as uncharacterized. Lineage: Eukaryota; Fungi; Ascomycota; Sordariomycetes; Hypocreales; Nectriaceae. The transcript is spliced from 5 exons. The record is from RefSeq and is a predicted model, not a curated record. Bases 87 to 539 code for a protein of 150 amino acids.
GCCUUGGACUCUGGAAGGGCUGAAGAAUCUCGCAAAGCAACAGUAGAAGGGGGGAAAGUAGCGUAGAACUGAGCCAUCGGGUUAUCAUGGUCUCCCAAUAUGGACGCUCAAACCCUAGUGAGCUGCGCUUGAGUGAGGCACGGCACCUCAGGUCGAUUGUGGGGGUUGUUACGUUCACCUUGGCCAGUGAUCGUUAUUUUCGCAACAAGACAAAAGUUGACAAGUCAUCGGGCUCUCUUAAUGGCAUACUCUUGUUGGCUUCAAUAGAGAUCGAGAAUAGCCUCAGAAGCCACCAGGCUGAAAUGUUGAUGUUUCUGAUUCGACUGCCUGCGCUGGCCAUGGUGUGGAACCAAACCCAUAACUCGUGUGUGUGUCAGGCCAGAAACACGGCCAAGGUUACCAAGGAUGACUUCACAGAAGCUUGGCCUGAAGUUGAUGAUGGAGAGGGUAAGCCCGGGAAGUUUUCGGUUUCGGGAUCUUCUGGCCCCGAUCGUUCGGUACUGGAAGACCGGAAGAUCGGAGCACAGGCGGAAGCUUGA